Nanorana parkeri is the source of this 2192-nucleotide messenger RNA. It is a transcript of the gene NPLOC4, whose product is annotated as NPL4 homolog, ubiquitin recognition factor. The transcript is spliced from 18 exons. Gene Ontology annotation, cellular component: nucleus. NCBI's taxonomy places the organism in Eukaryota, Metazoa, Chordata, Amphibia, Anura, Dicroglossidae. Bases 1 to 1974 code for a protein of 657 amino acids. Gene Ontology annotation, biological process: ubiquitin-dependent protein catabolic process. The record is from RefSeq and is a predicted model, not a curated record. Gene Ontology annotation, molecular function: ubiquitin binding; ubiquitin protein ligase binding.
AUGGCGGAGAGCAUUGUGAGUGAAGGGGGGAAGGGGAACCGCACCUGCCAGUUUCCCUGUGUCAUGUCCGGUGUUGGGGGGGGCCGCUGUCAACGCUCUGUCCCGGCUGGCCUGGAGCUCGGACUUGUUGAGGAUAGUCCCUGUAAAGGCCUCUGGCUCUCAUCCCUAACUCCGGAUGGAGUGAGGCGCAUUACGACAAGCAAACGUGAGACAGCGGCAACUUUUCUUAAAAAGGUAGCGAAAGAAUUUGGUUUUAGGAAUAAUGGAUUCUCGGUGUACCUGAACAGGAACCGGACAGACGAAAUAUCAUCUAGCCCGAGCAAGUCGCUUCACCUCCUGAAAAUCAAACAUGGGGACAUGCUGUUCCUCUUCCCGUCCAGCGCCGCCGGCACGUCUUCUGAGAUCAUGGAUACGUCCGCAUUGACUCAGGCUGCAAGACCGUCAAGUGCGCCUCAAGUGGUCGACGAUGAAAUCGAUCAAUACCUGAACAAGCAGGAAGGGAAAAUCUACCCAAACCAGGCCCUCCAGCUGUGUCGGCAUGGCCCUCUGGGGAAAUGUGUGCACUGCGUCCCAUUGGAGCCGUUCGAUGAGGAUUAUCUCAACCAUCUGGACCCCCCAGUCAAACAUAUGUCCUUCCAUGCUUACAUCAGGAAGCUGACCGGAGGUGCCGACAAAGGGAAAUUUGUGGCCUUGGAAAAUAUCAGCUGCAAGAUAAAGUCUGGUUGUGAAGGGCACCCACCGUGGCCAGAGGGCAUCUGUACCAAAUGCCAACCCAGUGCCAUCACACUCAACCGACAGAAAUACAGACACGUGGACAACAUUAUGUUUGAGAAUCACACCAUCGCCGACCGCUUCCUGGACUUCUGGCGCAAGACCGGCAACCAGCACAUCGGCUACUUGUAUGGGCGGUACACUGAACACAAGGACAUCCCUCUGGGUAUCCGGGCCGAGGUGGCUGCCAUCUACGAACCUCCACAGAUUGGAACGCAGAACAGCCUGGAACUGCUCGACGACCCCAAGGCCAAAGUGGUGGACGAGAUUGCGGCCAAACUUGGAUUAAGAAAGGUUGGCUGGAUAUUCACAGACCUGGUAUCGGAAGACACCAGGAAAGGCACGGUCCGCUACAGCAGGAACCAGGACUCUUAUUACCUAAGCGCGGAAGAGUGCAUCACCUCUGGCUUCCUUCAGAACAAGAACCCCAACACUUGUCGCCUCUCACCGGAUGGACAUUUCGGCUCCAAGUUUGUGAGCGUUGUGGCUACAGGCGGCCCUGAUAAUCAAGUGCACUUUGAGGGAUACCAGGUGUCCAAUCAGUGCAUGGCGCUUGUUCGGGACGAGUGCCUCCUGCCAUGCAGAGAUGCUCCGGAGCUGGGCUUUGCCAAAGAGUCGAGCAGCGAGCAGUAUGUCCCCGACGUCUUCUAUAAGGACAUUGACAAGUUUGGUAAUGAAAUUACCCAGUUAGCCCGGCCUCUGCCCGUAGAGUAUUUGAUCAUCGAUAUCACCACCACGUUCCCUAAAGAUCCGGUCUAUACCUUCUCCACCUCAUCCAACCUGUUCCCCAUUGAAAACAGAGAAGCCUUGGGUGAAACUCAGGACUUUCACAGCCUUGCCACCUACCUGUCCCAGAAUCCCUCCGCUGUUUUCCUGGACAUCAUCUCAGACUUCCACCUACUUCUCUUCUUGGUCACCAACGAGGUGAUGCCCCUACAGGACAGUAUUAGUUUGCUGCUGGAGGCGGUGAGGACCAGAAACGAGGAGCUGGCGCAGACAUGGAAGAAGUCCGAGCAAUGGGCCACCAUCGAGCAGCUGUGCAGCACAGUCGGAGCACAGCCGUCAGAGCUUCAAGAUUUCGGGGCUACUGGGGGAUCCGCAAACGCCGCCUCUUCCUCCUCCAUGUGGUCCUGUCUGCACUGCACCUUUAUGAACCAAGCCGGCACAGACCAUUGCGAGAUGUGCCAGCUUCCCCGAACCUAAUACGAGAUCGCUAACCGUCGGGGUCGGCCAGAUGGACCUCCUCCGAGGAGCCGUCCCUUUUACAAGUACAUUUCCAGCAGCAAGCCCCACUCUCCACUUACGUUGCCUGUAGGGCUGUGUGACGGAGGAGCCUUUGAUCGUGUCCACUCUUACGGGGGGGGGGAGGGGAGCCGAGGGUAGUUUGUAGACAACCAAAGCUUACGCGCGGCACGCCUGAU